Messenger RNA from Alexandromys fortis (reed vole), 2334 nucleotides. It is a transcript of the gene Ccer2, whose product is annotated as coiled-coil glutamate rich protein 2. The record is from RefSeq and is a predicted model, not a curated record. The coding region runs from base 1340 to 2143 and encodes 267 amino acids. NCBI's taxonomy places the organism in Eukaryota, Metazoa, Chordata, Mammalia, Rodentia, Cricetidae. The transcript is spliced from 5 exons.
UCUAUCAAGCAUUUAUACAGUAUUCUGUCUGCAUGUAUGCCUGCAGGCCAGAAGAGGGUAUCAGGCCUCAUUACAGAUGGUUGUGAGCCACCAUGUGGUUGCUGGGAAUUGAACUCAGGACCUUUGGAAGAGCAGGCAAUGCUCUUAACCACUGAGCCAUCUCUCCAGACCUCUGCCACGAUCUUGUAUAGCCCAGGGUGGCCUUGAACUCGGAGAUUUAUCCAAAUCCUGGGAUUAAGGGUGUGUGUCACCAUUGCAUAACCUCUAGUAGCUUUAGCUAGCUUUGCUUCUGUUCUUCUGGCAAGAUUUAUUUAUUAAAAUACAAAUAAUAUGCCACUACAACACAGAUUCUGUCUCAAAAAGAAAAAAAGAAACAAGAUUUGAAGAGCUGGCUCAGCAGUUGAGAGCACUCACCCACUGCUCUUGAAGGGCUCAAGUCCAGUUCCCAGGAGCCACAUCUGGUGGCCCACAUCAGCCUGUGACACCAGUUUUAGCUCCUUCAAUGCCCUCUUCUGGACUCCAUGGCCACCACACUAGUGUGUACAUACCCACCACACACAUACCUGCAAUUUAAAAUAAAGGACCCUGUCUCAACGAAACAAAAUUAGACUUUUGGAUAUUAUCUGUGCUGGUUCACACUUAUAACCUCAGCAUUUUAAAAGCUAAGGCAAGCUAAGGCAGAAGGAUUGCCACAAACCUGAGGCCAGCCCUGGCUACAUAGCAAGACCAAGACCCUGUCUUUAAAAAGUGGAGAGCAACAGAGGAAGAUACCAGCUUCCACGUGUGCACACACACUCACGUGGUGCUGGGGUGCCAUGCAGCCCUGUGAAGUUCCCAGUGGAGAACACUGCCCAGCACUCCUCAUAUCCUCACCCAACAGCGCUGGAGUGGGUUGUCACCAAAACUUCCUAAAAGUAAGAAAGCUUAAGCAAUAGUCUCAGCACUGCACAGCUGGUGGCUGGCGGAGCAGGGACUUGGCCAGAAGGAGUGUGAACCUAUUAGGAGGUAGAUAUAGGAGGAUCUACUUUCCAGAUGUGGAAAGCGUUGAGAAAAGGAGAGUUGCCCAUUUCCCAAGUAAGUCUCUGGGAGAGCCUUUCCCCCACCCCCACUCCGUGUUUCUGGGCCAGAAGCCUGGAGGGGUGUGCAUGCUUGAGUGUGGGUUCCCAUGAAUAAUUGAGGGUCCUGGAGCGCCCCACAGCUGUCCCCUCUCCCUGAGCCAGGGAGGGGGUGGUGGUGGUGACAUCAUUUUCUCCCCGGCUGGGGCCACUUCACCAGGGUUAUAAGGCUCUGGCACAGGCUGGCUGCUCAGCGGAGAGGUCCAGGGUCCGGACUCCCCACCAUGCCGCGCCGUGCACCCACCUCCGCAGCGCUGCUGCUGCUGCCCCCGCUGUUGGCACUGCUGCUGGGGACUGCCUCCUCGGUUCCCCUGGCGCCCAGACCAUCCAAGGAGGAGCUAACCCGCUGUCUAGCAGAGGUGGUCAUGGAGGUGCUGACACUGGGCCAGGCCCAGAGAGGCCUCUGCACAGCUCUGCUCCACAAAGAGAUAUUCGAGACAGAGCCCCAUGGCUGUGUGUCCCUUGAGGAGAAGAGGUUACUGGGUGGGGACUUCAACAAGCAGGAGACUGGAAAGAUGAGGUCCAGCCAGGAGAUAAGGGACAAGGAAGAGGAGGAAGCAGCAGAGAGGACCCACAAGUCUGAGGUGCGAGAACAGGCCAUCCAUACACAGCUCCACAGCCAGCUUCACCGGGAAGAGGAGAAGGAGGAGGAAGAGAAGAGGCAGCCACAGACGACCUUCGAGCAUAUGUGGGAGCAUCUAGAGGGUGCUAGGGGCCCCCAGAAGCGGGUGGCUGAGAAGGCCAGCGAUGAGGAGACGGCCCGGUUUCAGGCAGAGGAGAAGGGCAUGCACCUGCUGGGUGGAGGCCACAGCCUGUGGCAGGGGAGAGAGAUGGCGGGGGGAGAAGAGUCCUCGAGCCAUCGUCACCACCUGGAGCAGCCGGGCACCAAGGCCAAGCAGGAGGAAGAGGCAGAGCAGGAGGCAGCCUCAGAGCAGGAGGAAGACGAUGUGGAGCAGCUAGAGCGCAUGAAGGAGCAGCUAAAGAAGGCCACCACCAUGCUGGGAGAGGCACUUGGGAGGGAAGGCUGACCCCCAUCCACUCCCCUCCUUUCCUGUACACCCUAAGGCUCAGGACUGUUGACCUCAGAGCCCCCAUCCCACCAACUGGCAGGGGCUGGGAAGCAAGGGUGUGCCUGAGAACCAAGCCUGAGAGAAGUCUGAGUGGGGCGAGGGCUUGUUCAGACUCGGGACCCCACCCCACCCCUCCAUCCCUGAGUGAA